UCAUCCCUUUUCAGAAAAACAGACGCCCCUGCACUUGGCAGUGUUAUACAAAAGCGUGGAGAGCGCUCGCGUUCUACUAGAAAGCGGGGUGGAUUGCGGGACGCGGGACGCUGCGGGACGCACGCCCCUGCACCUGGCCGCGUUAGACGACUAUCUGCCCGUCACUGGGCUGCUGUUGGGACACAUGCACCCGGACCAAGUGAAUGCAGUGGACGACCGAGGGUAUACUGCUCUGCAAAUACUCUGCGAUAAGAACACCACUAAUGUUACUAUUGAGAUGGUUAAACUAUUGCUGGAAAACAAGGCUGACCCGGUACAGCACCAGAAGCAUAAUUUGUCAGCCUGGCAGCUGGCGAAGACGAAGCCUCCGCUCAGAGACUUGCUCCAGAAAUAUGUAGCAGCUGACCAAGACGAAUGCGAUUCAGAGGAUGAAUUCAAAUCGGCUGAUGAGGGAGACUCGGCCGAUCAAGCUGAAGAUUCACCAUAAACAACAAGUUUUUAAAUGCAUUUGGGAAUAGUGAAGAAACAUUUAUUAAAUAUUUCUGUUUGAGCAAAGCCAUCCAGAAAACCUAUUGUGCCCUCAAGGGCAAACUAAAAAACUUGAUAGGCAUCAAUGCCUUUCAAGUUUUUUUUGUUAAUCCUAAAUUUUUCUUCAAUUAUUUUUUGAUGCAUUGAUUGAGAAUAUGAAGUACCUAAGUGCAAGUUACACUUGUAUAAUUUAAAAAUCAUCACACGAUUUGACGUUGUUCAUAUUAAUUUAAGUGGUAAUAUUCUGAAACAGUAGAAUUUAUGUAUAAGAUCGUAUUUUGUUUUGCUUGUGCAAUAAGUUUUUUUAUUACUAAUAUUGUAUUAUAUUAAUGUCGAUGUAUUUUUAAUCAUUUUAUUAUAUUUUAGUCUUAAAAGUGAAACAUUAUAGUAAUACUUAUUUUACAAUUUACUAUGCAUUUAGAUGGUAAGAUUUAUUUUGGAGUCCUAAUAGUGUGUAAUGCAUAUUGAAAAUGAAAUGCGCACUUUUAGAGCUUUACGAACUUGUUUAGGUAUGGACAUCAUCAUCAAUAAUGGACUUUUUAUAAACGAACUAAAUUAAUGUUAAAAUGAAUUAGUUAUUCUUCUAUUGGAAACUAAACCAAAAAAAAGUUACUGUGAUAUUAAAAAAAAAAAACGUUAUCGCAUUUAGGUAUUUUAACGUUGGCAUAUUAUUAUUCAUCACAGUUAUAAUAAUUAUUGUGGAUUUCAAAAUAUUGUUCUAUCGUUUCAAAGUAGUGUUUAAUUGUUAUUCAGCUUUGAAAUUGCGUAGCUACUACAUACAUAUUUAAUUAAACUUAUGCAUACGUAUAUUUGUUAGCUUUACUUACAAAUGUGAAUGAAACUUAUUUUAAAAUAUAUUUUUGCUAAACUUU
Ostrinia nubilalis (European corn borer) is the source of this 1400-nucleotide messenger RNA. RefSeq lists its product as uncharacterized. The record is from RefSeq and is a predicted model, not a curated record. The coding region runs from base 185 to 487 and encodes 100 amino acids. The transcript is spliced from 4 exons. NCBI's taxonomy places the organism in Eukaryota, Metazoa, Arthropoda, Insecta, Lepidoptera, Crambidae.